Molecule: messenger RNA, 534 nt
Organism: Scheffersomyces stipitis CBS 6054
Lineage: Eukaryota; Fungi; Ascomycota; Pichiomycetes; Serinales; Debaryomycetaceae
Exons: 1
Coding region: 1-534 (177 amino acids)
Biological process (GO): late endosome to vacuole transport via multivesicular body sorting pathway; protein targeting to vacuole
Cellular component (GO): fungal-type vacuole membrane; Vps55/Vps68 complex
Source: RefSeq, a predicted model, not a curated record
AUGGAACACUCCAAUCAUCUUUUCAGGUUCAAUGCUCUGAUGUUCAAGUUGCCCAAGUCGGCCAAGUUGAGAUCAUUUGGGGUAUACUUAUCAGGAGCCCUCUAUGCCAUUGGGUUCUGGUCCAUUGUGGACGCUGCUAUCUUUUCUAAGACUGUCAAUGCGUCUGAUGUACAUGUCACGUUUGUCGAUUGGAUUCCUUUCAUUUGUUCCAGUUUGGGGAUGUUGAUUGUGAACCUGAUAGAGAAGUCGAAUUUGUUUGUAGACUCCAACAACUCGUUUUUGAGCAGUGGAUCAGGCACCAAUGCAUGGGCUGCCAGAGUGAUUUUGUUCUGUGGGUUUUCGUUGUUGGCUGGGGGUUUGGCCGGGUCGUUUAUGGUGCUCAUCUUGAAGUUCUUGUUGAAACACUAUACCUUUCCUACGUUGGGAAUGGGUGUUUCUAAUAUAAUAUGCAACGGCUGUAUCAUGUUGAGUUGUGUUGUAUUGUGGUUGUCACAGAACAUCGAAGAUGAGUACAGCUACAGCUUGGCAUUGUAG